Cynoglossus semilaevis (tongue sole) is the source of this 2231-nucleotide messenger RNA. RefSeq lists its product as uncharacterized. The record is from RefSeq and is a predicted model, not a curated record. The transcript has 5 exons. Gene Ontology annotation, biological process: response to bacterium. Bases 101 to 1162 code for a protein of 353 amino acids. NCBI's taxonomy places the organism in Eukaryota, Metazoa, Chordata, Actinopteri, Pleuronectiformes, Cynoglossidae.
UUGUCUUGCACUGAGAGAGCUUAGCCAAUCACCAGCAGCCUUCGUCUCUAUAAGACAUGAGUGCAUCAUUAAACACAGAAUACAGAGCAGAGCUGCAGAGAUGACGGCACUUUUCUUUCUUUUUUUGCUACUCUGUGAUUUAUGUGAGAUACAAACUGAUGCUGAAAAGAACUUGAGGAUAGUGCAGGACACUGGGGUCAUCUCAGCUGAAGUUGGGAAGAAUGUGAUGUUACAUUGCACCUGUCUUGGGGAUGUGACUUAUUUAUCUUGGUACCGGCAGAGCGUGGGAGGCAAGCUUGAGUUGAUUUUUACUCGAAUGAAGGGAAACUCCAAAGUGGAGGUCUCGGAGAGCUUGGGAAAAAGAUUCAUUGCUCUUUCUCAUGGUCAAGAAAGCACCAACCACCUCACCAUCAAGGAGCUCCACCUGUCAGAUUCGGGGACCUAUUUCUGCGGGGUGUUGGAUUUUAAUGCAGUUCAAUUUGGACAAGGGGCUUUCCUUGAUGUGCGAACGUCACUGUCCAACGCCCGAGCUGAAGUGCUGCAGCCGACAGAGGAGCUUCUUCAACCAGGGGACUCUCUGAAGUUGAGCUGCACCGUCUACACUGACUCACCAUGUGCAGAGGAGCAAAGAUUCUACUGGAUCAAACUCGGUGCAUCAGAGCUCAUCACCACAUAUCCCAGUGCUGGACAAUGUACAGGCCUCUCUGAAGCACAAAGUCACAAACAAAACUGCUCUACACAUUUUGAGAAGCAGUCAAUGAACUCCACGGAUGCUGGGACAUACUACUGUGUCAUGACAUCCUGCCAAGAGAUCACCUAUGGGGAUGGCACCAGAGUACUUAUUCGUGAACAUUCCUUUGAGGCCUCCCGCGUCGCUGUGUACUGCCUGAGCAUAGCCUUUGCCAUCUCUAUGAACGUGCUGGUCCUCAUGACUUCACUGAUGUACAGGUGGACAAAAAAACUCUGCUCUGUUUGCAAAGGAACUCGCUCCUGUUCGACAAGAUCAGACACAGAGAUCCAGGACAAAGACUCUGUUUAUUGUGCAAUAAAUCUGCAAAGGAACUUUGAACAGAGUCAGCAGGUCAACGACAUGGAGACUGCCUGUGUGUACUCCAGAGUGAAUGUCAAAAAUGAUGACAUGGCAAAUACUUCUGCAAAUUGACAUAGAGCAGAAUAGUUGGUAACUAAAACUACAACAACAGAAUUCAAGAUGUAUCGCUGAUUUGACUGUUUAUUAAAAAUGUGACUUUUUUCAACUUCAAAAAAGUCACAUCAACUUCAAAUUUUUUCAUCACAAACACAUCUAGAAAUUCUAACAACACACCUAAGAAUUACAAACCAAAAAGAGACAAAAUAGAAGAAAUAAUUCCAGGAGGCUCCUCUGUCCUGGGAAAAAAAUAAUAAAAAAUGAAUCAGCAUGGAAAUUUAAAAAAGAAAAUAGUAAAAUUUCAGGAAGGAAAGACAGGUCUCAAUAAAAAUGAGAAAAAAUAUAUACAUUGGUAAUUAGCGGGGCCAGGAUCCUGAGAUACACCAACAGAUGGAAUGGAACUUUUUCAAACGGUCCAGGUUCCCAUUUAUUUUCAAAAAGAAAAAAGAAAAAAAAAAGACUUUGGAUUCUAUAUGAGAACAUCAGGUGUAUGUUCUUACACAACUAUUUCUCCAGGACUGACUUUUUUUAAAACAUGUGUGAAGCAUCAUUCAAAAGGAAAUCUGAAAAAAGCUAAGCGUCACCAUUGUCCAUGUGCAACCAUUAAUACGCUUAGUUUUUAAUUGUGAGCGUAAAAAUAAUUCCACAAAAGUAGAAGUGUCUUCUUAGUGCUCUGCCAUGUAAAAUUUGAGGCUUUCGCUUAAAAAGUAGUGCCUUAAAAUUGUAGUUGGGUCAACAACAAAAUUUAGCUUCUUCCACAAAGAUUUUUAGUUAAUAAAAAAACUUGUUGUAGUUCAACUUUCCAUUUUAUGUCAACAUAAUAAGGCAAAAGAUUUGUAAAUAUGACAUUUAUUUGAAGUAGUGAAGUAAAUAUGUGAAAGGUUUUGUAAUAUAAUAACAUCUUUCUGAUGGCAAUAGACAAAGGCGUGUGACGCGUUUACGUUAUUUUUCAAACAGUAUCUUGUCUGGUGUAACUGUUGUCAUGCAGCUUGUCUGUGUGUAAUGGCGACAACGACCUUGAAGUCUACACAGAACUCUGAACUUCAAACAUGGUUUCACAAUAAAAAACACCGCUCCCCUCGUA